CACAUCUUAUCUUACCAUGUCUUACCACGAAGAAGCCUACAACAAGAUCAAUGCCGUCGAGACUCCUUCUGAGGAGAACAAGGCUGAGUGGACCCACCAGCUUUUGGCCGCUGCCGCUGGUUUUGGUGCCAUGCGCGCUUACAACAAGAACAAGGCCGAGAAGGAGGGUGAGGAAGACGACCACCAUCUUGCCAAGGAGCUCCUUGCCGGUCUCGCUGCUGCUGCCGUUGACAACCUUGCUGAGUCCAAGGGUAUGGACUGGCUCGAUCGCGAGAAGGCCAAGCACCAGGCCAAGGAAGAGGCUGAAAAGCUUUAUACCCAAAACUCCAGUUACAACCUUAAUGUACGUACAGUAAAGAAUAUGGAAACCUGUGAUAACUUACCCUCUACUAUAUUCGGUAACUUUGAUGCGAUAUUGCUACAACUUCGUGCCCUAUGUUUUUAA
This is a messenger RNA of Phycomyces blakesleeanus NRRL 1555(-), 445 nucleotides long. RefSeq lists its product as hypothetical. The coding region runs from base 17 to 445 and encodes 142 amino acids. Lineage: Eukaryota; Fungi; Mucoromycota; Mucoromycetes; Mucorales; Phycomycetaceae. The record is from RefSeq and is a predicted model, not a curated record. The transcript has 3 exons.